Molecule: messenger RNA, 495 nt
Organism: Arachis duranensis
Lineage: Eukaryota; Viridiplantae; Streptophyta; Magnoliopsida; Fabales; Fabaceae
Exons: 2
Coding region: 1-495 (164 amino acids)
Source: RefSeq, a predicted model, not a curated record
AUGUGCAAUAAUUUAGUCCUUUUCUGGCUAUUUCAUUCCCUUUCACCUUCCAUUAUCCAAAGUGUCAUUUAUCUGUCUACUGCUUCUUCUGUUUGGGAAGAUCUUCGAGAUCGCUUCUCACAGUUGGAUCUAUUGCGCAUUGCUGAAUUGCAGGAGAAAAUUUAUGCACUCAAACAAGGUUCACUCUCUGUCACUGACUUUUUCACUGCCCUAAAGACUCUAUGGGAAGAGAUAGAAAAUUCAUGCCCUCUCCCUCUCUGUACAUGUCCUGCAAAGACUUAUCGUAACCAAAACUUCAUCAUCCGAUUCUUGAAAGGACUUGAUGAACAUUUUUCAGUGCUUCUGGAAUUCUGGAUGAACAACGAACUAUUGCUGCCGCCAUUGAAGGUCAAUGACCAGGACACGGUCAUGGACGCGGCUCUGGUUUCUCUAGCAAAGGACGCGGCGGGAAUUCCUCCAAGCAGUGUACUCACUAUGGCAGAACAGGGCACAUAG